GGGCGGGAGAGCGGCCCAGCGUCCGGCCAUGGCCCGGCGGCCGCCCUCGGACUGCAGGGUCCGCGCGCUCCCCGCGCUGCCGCUGCUGCUGUCGCUGCUGCUGCUGCUGCUCCAGCCCGCGACGCCGGGCGUCACAUGCCCUCCUCCCACGUCGGUCGAACAUGCAGACAUCCGGGUCAAGAGUUACAGCCUGAAAUCCCGGGAGCGGUACACGUGUAACUCUGGCUUCAAGCGUAAAGCAGGAACAUCCAGCCUGACGCAAUGCGUGUUCAACAAGACCACGAACAUUGCCCACUGGACAAUUCCCAAUCUCAAGUGCAUCAGAGACCCCUCCCUGACUCACCUAAGGCCGUUCUCCACAGAAGUGCCGGCAGGGGUGACCCCAGAGCCAGAGAGCACCUCCCUUUCUGGAAAAGAGCCCGCUUUCACUUCCAAGUCAGACACCACAGUGGCCACAAAGUCCACUAUGGUGCCGGGCUCCGGGCUGACGCCAUCAAAGUCUCCUGCGGCAGGAACCACGGGGCCGAUCAGUCCUGAGCCCUCCCAAGCCCCACCUCAGACAACGGCAGAGGCCUUGGAGCACAGUCCCUCUGCCUCCCAGGAGACGCCAGGUACAUAUUCAUACCACUCUCGAAGUAUGACUGAGGUGAUCGGGAGCAUACUCGCUGUGGUCUGUGCAGUGGUGGUGGUAAUUGUGGUCUGUUACCGAAAAUUGAGGCACACUGUGCAGACACCCAGUGUUGAAAUGGAAAGCAUGGAAGAGAUGCCAAUGACUAGGGGAACCAAUGGCAGAGAGGAGGACGCAGAAAACUACCCACACGACCUAGGACACUCCAGGGAGAGACUGAGGGCAGCAGAGGCUGGAGCGAAGGCACCGACCCUGCCUUAGCCAAAGAGGACCUGGAAACAACUCAAGAUCUUGGGUGCCAGCAGAGAGCCCGUCGGGAUGACAAGGCAGACGUCUUGGCAUCAUUGUAUCGAUGGCACCCAGCCAAGACACCUCCUAGGCUGUCCAGUCUCAGGAUGGAUGCUCGGGACCCACCCAGCCCAGCCUCGGGUGCAGGGCUGACGUCCCCUGAUCCCAGCAGCUGAAGCUCUCCUGGCAGUGGCUGAAAGCCUCGGCUUUCCCUUUCUUUCAUGUGACAUUUAUGCAGGAUAGCUGAGCAGCCUGACCAUUCUGCCCCUCAUCCUGACUUGAAGUUUACAGAGAAAAGAAAAACGCCUGAGACGCUAAGACAGUUAGGUCCCUCCUACUGGCUUAAGAGAGGUCUACAAGGAUGACAAGAGCAUUGGCAGCUCCAAAACGCUAUCCCCCUAUUGAGGUGCGAGCAUGAACUGGAAGGAAGCAGAGAGGUAUCGUGCUGUGUGAAUCCACUCAAUUUAAGGAUCCAGAAGGAAGGAAAUGGAACACGGGGACAUUUCCCAUGUAUAUGCAUUUCUAUUUAUACUCCCUAUCCAUUAUAUCUACAUAUUUUACAUAACUGUUAUUUUGAAACUCUGCCUUGUAUAAACAAAAUAUCUAUUUUCAAUACAAAAAAAAAUCACUGAAAGAAUCACUGAGAAGAAAUGUGUGACAAAUAAAAAAGAAGAAAGCGUGGGAAUGCAGAGUCCCAAAAUGGCUGAGUUUGGCUCUUUUUCUAAAAGGAGAAAAAUAAUUUAAAAAAUAAAAUAAUAAAAUAAGAAUCUUGCCUAAAACUGGAUCCGAUCACAGUUUUGGAGA
This is a messenger RNA of Lutra lutra (Eurasian river otter), 1720 nucleotides long. RefSeq names its product interleukin 15 receptor subunit alpha (gene IL15RA). Lineage: Eukaryota; Metazoa; Chordata; Mammalia; Carnivora; Mustelidae. Gene Ontology annotation, cellular component: plasma membrane. Gene Ontology annotation, molecular function: interleukin-15 receptor activity. The record is from RefSeq and is a predicted model, not a curated record. Gene Ontology annotation, biological process: interleukin-15-mediated signaling pathway. The transcript is spliced from 7 exons. Bases 29 to 889 code for a protein of 286 amino acids.